AUGGACCCUUCGAAACCGUUCACGAUACUCCGUCUACCGUUUCUAGCAAUUGAAGAAGUUUUCAAAACGAUGCACCCAUUCGAAAUAAUCAACUUCUCUAUGAUUUCCAAACGUGCUAAAGGAAUAGCAAAGCAGAUGAGCUUCUCUCCAAAGUAUUCAAUAGAUCUUUAUAUAAAUAAAACUCUGGAUAUCAUGAUUUAUGGAACUAAAGAUCUGGUAUCAUGCACUUAUGUAAUGACAUCAGACAAAAAAAUGGAAGGAAAAAGUGAUGAUGCGGAACAUAAUGGUUACAUUAUACGGAAGCUAUACAAGUAUUCGAAGGAUCCAGUAGAGGAAUGGAAACUGUUGUUCAAAUAUGUCAGAGAGAUAUUCAAGAAGCAGUCGAUCGACGCUGUAUCAAUGCAAAUGGAUGCAUUUCCAGAACAAAACGUUUCAAUAAUUGAUUUUUUAAAAGCUAAUGUGAAGUCAGUGGACGGAUGCUGGCUAUUUCAAACGGAUAUCAAGAUCAAUGUAUAUAAGCAUACCGCUUAUUUCCUCAAUAAUAUAACAAUUAAUUCUGUGUUAUUUUCCGAUGUGUACGUUAAUAACGUCAACUUUGAUGGGAGAAUUCCAAAAAAUCUUAAGGAAUUAUAUAUCAUAAAUUCGGAAUGGAUUGGAUUCAAAAGACUGCUUGAAAUAGAUUCUAAAACUGUGACCCUGAAAGACAAUAAGAUUUCGGAUGAACAAUGGAAUCUGUUCUUCAAGAUAUGGAUAGAAAUGAAGACUCAUGUGAAUCUGGAAUACUUAGAACUCGAUUAUAGAAAUGUCGAACAGUUCAGAACACUCGUAUUGCAUGACAUACCGCAUGAAGUGGUAGACUUAGGAGUCAAACGAGUAUUGAAAAUAAUGAAAUCUCUAAAGAAAUUGCCGAUUCUCCGUAUACCGUUUCGAGCAAUGGAAGAAGUAUCUAAGGGAAUGCACUCAAUAAUAAAAAUGAUUAGCAAUCGAAGAGAUAAUAAAUUCCCAAUCCUCCGUCUACCGUUUCUUGCCAUCGAAGAAAUCUUCAAAACGAUGGAUCUAAUCGAAAUAAUCAACUUCUCAAUGAUUAGCAAACGUACCAGAACAGUAGCGAAAUCGAUGAGCUUCUUUUCGAAAUAUUCUAUAGAUUUUUAUAUAAAUGAAACUCUGGAUGUCAGGCUUUAUGGAACUAAAGAGAUGGUAUCAUACAUUUAUGUAAUGGCAUCAGACAUAAAAAUGAAUGAAAAAAGUGAGGAAAAGGAACAGAAUGUGAAGGAAUGGAAACAAUUGAGUACACAUGUAUUGGAUAUAUUCAAGAAGCAAACGAUUAACUAUCUAUCAAUGCAAAUGGAUGCAUUCGUAGACCACAUUUCAAUUAUUAAUUUCUUUACUGCAAAACUAGUGGACGAUUGCUUCAUUUACCAACUGGAUCAACAAAACAACGUAGAUGAGAAUGUCGCUUAUCUACUGAAUAAUGUUACAAUUAGCAAUAGUUUAGAGACUUGGCUACACAAAACAUAUUUUUUUGAUGGGAAAAUUCCUAAAAACUUGAAGGAAUUAUAUAUCAACGACUCGCGAUGGAUUGGAUAUGUGAAACUGUUGGAAAUUGAUUGUAAAAGUGUGAUCCUGAAAAAUGAUAGGAUCUGGGAAAAAGACUGGAAUUUAUUCCUCAAGAAAUGGAUAGCAAUGAAAACGGAUUUCAAUCUGGAAUGUUUGCAACUCAGUCACAAACAUUUGGAGACAUUCAGAGCACUCGUAUUGCAUGAUAUACCGCAUGAAGUAAAGGAUGUUGGAGUCAAACGAGUAUUGAAAACUCGCUUCAAUCAAACUCAAGAGAUAAGCGGGGGGAUCGAUAUCCGACGUAUCGAUGGAAAGACGGCAACAUUCUUCACGCAAUAUAAUGGUUUUGUGAUGAGUGUUCAUUAA
Messenger RNA from Caenorhabditis remanei, 1923 nucleotides. RefSeq lists its product as uncharacterized. The coding region runs from base 1 to 1923 and encodes 640 amino acids. The record is from RefSeq and is a predicted model, not a curated record. The transcript has 7 exons. NCBI's taxonomy places the organism in Eukaryota, Metazoa, Nematoda, Chromadorea, Rhabditida, Rhabditidae. Gene Ontology annotation, molecular function: protein binding.